Molecule: messenger RNA, 2324 nt
Organism: Polychytrium aggregatum
Lineage: Eukaryota; Fungi; Chytridiomycota; Chytridiomycetes; Polychytriales
Exons: 1
Coding region: 13-2067 (684 amino acids)
Source: RefSeq, a predicted model, not a curated record
GUCUCAGGCCCGAUGCUUGUCGAGGCCGGGGUCUACGAAGUGGUCGGUUGUGCAGCAGGCAUAUCUGCUGUCCCUGGUCUCGAUCCCUCAUCCAAACAUGCCCCUCUUCCCACGGGCCGUCGUUCGUCCAGCACCAAUGACUUUUCACGCACCGGCCAAGGCUCUGCAUCGCCAAGCACUCGUCGUCUCGAGAAGAACCUGUCCGAGCUCACGAUCAUCUCAGAUACAGGCGGUCCCGGCGUCGUUCCCGCCAGGCCCGGCAUGCUGGCGGGUCGACCCAUGGUCCAGGCGAGGCAACCAGACCGGCACAUCCACAACCAGCACACCAACGUCGGAACCCGCAACAACAGCGAUGGCGAUGUGUAUCAGCAGCCCCUGCCAGAGCUGCCUCGGGCACAUCGGCCAUUGACGUCGCGCCCGUCAUCAAGUCCGACUCAAACGCAGGACCGCCAGAGCAAGUGCAGCAGUCGUCUCGCCAAUGCCACUGGCAAAUCCUCGUCUGGUGUGCCAAGCCCAAACCCGCUCCAGUUGUCGAACGAGGAGCUUCAAGCCAGCAUCCAGGCCAUGCUCCAGCUCCUGGCCACACUGCCACAGCGCUAUGUCAAGUACAACUCGGUCCUCUCCAGGCGCAUCCACGAUGCCGUCGGCCAAGUCGAGAGCAUGCAGACUCUGAUCUUUGGCCACGAGACGGACGCCGACCUUGACAGACCCAUGUAUACCCCAGGUGCCCAGCCGGGCAAGGACGAUAAGGUCGACGCACUCGACAGUUACUACGCCGACCAGAUGGAGAUGGAAGACGAUCCUGUUGACGCAGGAAGAGCAAGCAGCAGCAGCAGCAGCAAUUGCUCCGGACGCAACGACCCCGGAAGCACUCCUGGCCACAACAAUCGAAUGCAUGCGCACCAGCGAGACUCAGCCGGUAUCGACACAGGCGAUGUCCGUGUGAACGAUCCUCGUCCCAGCCAUGUCGUCGGCAGCAGCCCCGGGCGCAAUCCCAAGUCCAUCCGACUCAGCCGGCAGCAGAGGUACUUUCUCUCGCUCAAGAUCCUGCGGCUGCUCAAGGACUGCUGGGAUGCCGUGUGGAUCCGCUUCUCGCCGGCGACCCGCAUCUUCCAUCUCACCGACUUUGAGAGCCUCGACCGUGUGGAGGCCGCCGAACAUGUCCUCAACCGACUGCAUCUGUGGAGACGGACGCUGGAUCUGGCAAAGUGGAAGGAGCUCUCAAAGAGCUCGGCGCUCGAGCAUCUCUGGAACACCACCCUCAUUGCUCGCCGGCGCCGGUCGUUUGUACCGGCCUCGGUCUUUGUCGACCGGGCCAGCAUGCCUCCGUCGAGCCGGCGCCGAUCGACGGGAUCAUGGGCCGACAGUAUCGCUGGAAAUGCAUCCCUCGACAAACGCUCUCGCCCGGACACAGCUGCCGGGCUGCAGCUGGGAUUGGAGCGCAUCCUGCACACCCAAAACCAUGCCCCCUUCCCCGCCAAGGUCGUCGCCGCAGGCAUUUACCACUCGGGGGCUGCUCCUCUGGCGUCAUUCUUGCCGCCGACGCCGUCGGAUGAUGCCAUGCACAUACACCGGCCACUCGACCCAAGCCGGGCAGACAGCCUCGACCGCACCCUCGAUUUCGCCCUGGACGACCUCGGGCUUGGGCUGGAGCUGGGCCUCGGACCGGAGCAGAAGCAGGAGCCGGGGCGACGCCCGAGAACUGCUCCUGCCAAUGAUCCUGUCUCAGAGUACCAACUGUUGAGCGAGUUCCGCAUCCGCUUCAUCUCCCAGAUGACCGCGCGCCGACUGUAUCGCGACGACGACCUCGUCGACCUGAUGAACGAGCUGGCGCUCGAGCACAAGCGGGCCCUUGCCCAGUCCCAUCCGAGUCAGAUCUAUCCCGGCCGGCUGAUUGUCUCAUCCAUUCUGAGCGAGUUCCAGCUCGGCCUCGACCACCAACAUCUGCACAUGUACUCGCGGGGGAGCCUGGCAGCGGCAGAGCCGGACGAAAGUCAGACAGGCAGCGAUCGGCCGGUGACGGCUGCCAUCUCAAGCCAGGCAGACAUGCCACCGUUGUCGCUGUAAGACCACCAGCCUUUGAACAACCAACAAACAACUCGUGCAGUCCGUAAUAGCCUCAUGCCGCCCGUCCCCUUUCGCAAAACAACUCCGACAUGGUGCCCUGCCAUGAGCCACAUCCCUCGCUUGCGCUGGUCUGCCUGCCAUCGCACCCACCAACAACCGAGCCGACAGUCGAGCUGGCAAUCGGACGGGCGGAUGGAUUCCCCCCCCCAAACAAACUCGCUCUGUCGUUCGCAGGACAGUCGCGGCGAGGCGAGAAG